GUAAAAAAUAAAAAUGGAGGGUCAAACCCCUUUCCCCUCAUCUUCUUCUUCUCCGGCAUAUCACCUCCCAACCUUCUUCCCUACUCCACCUCGCCGUCGCUUCUUCCCGCUCAAUACACUCCCCCCCCCCCCUUCAUCUCUCCCUCCACCUUCGCCCCCAGCCAAGCUCCCUUUCUCCAACGCUGGAACCCCUACCCAACCACCACCAAUCUCGCCUUCCCAUUCUUCUCGUCUGGCACUCCCCCACCCACGAUUCUGAUUCCAUUGAAGUAACCCUCAGCCGCAUUCGUGAUUCCGAUUCCAUCGAUGCCUCACAAUACUGAUCGAUUCUGAUUUCACCCGGGUCUUGUUGAUGUGUCCGUUCUGGAUCUGGGUCUUGCUAAUGGGGAAGCUUUAUGGGCCGCGAUUGAUUCUUUUCUUUCCGUUGGUUUCCUGCAGGGUACGGCGAGAGCUGGGAUAGGGGAUAUUUUUGAAACCAUUGGUUUUGGAUAAUUUGAUUGUUUUGAUUGCUUGAUUAUUGCUACCUUGAUGAAGAAAGAAGAAAGCAAAGAAUAGAAGAAGGUUUUGGGGGCUCUGGUUGGAGAAGCGAGACGGAGGAGGGUGGUGAAAUGGGUAUCCAAUGUUGAUGUCAACAUGCAGUUGAUGAACGGAGAAGAAGAGGAAAGAAGGAGGGCGCAAUCUCAUGGAUUUGGAUCGGAAGGAUAUCUGAAGAUCUUCGAUGAUGGGGAGUGAUGGCGAAGUUGAGGUUGUGCGUCUUCAGGAACGCUCUGGCGAGUUCCGGUGACGAGACGACGACAUUCGAGGUCUCCCCCAACUUGAGGUGCAUCAUACCAGGGUCGUAUUGUCGGGCCAAGUCUCGUAGUCGCCGAUGGGGUAGAGAGGAGGAGCGGCCUGCAGCGAGCUGGUGUAGGGGAGGAGAGUGGAUCUGGUCGGAGGAAGAAGAAGAGUUUUAAUUUUUAGAUUUUUUUCUUUCAUUUUCUUAAUUAUUUAAUAAUUUAUUUUUAAAAUUAAUAUUAAAAUACGAUAUGAUGACUGCCACGUGGGAGACAGCUCAUCAACGUAAAGCUUAGUCAACAUUUACUAACGGAAUUGCUAACAGAGAGUUAAUGUUUGACUAAUAAUUUAUAUUUCGAUAGUUGUGGCUAUAAUUUCCCUAUGUUUAAUAGUUGUGGCUAAUAUAUUGUAUUAACCCUAUAAAAAACCAAAUAGUGAUAACAAGAAUUAUAUUCAGGAGGAAAAAAUAAAAUGAUUAAAACAAU
Molecule: messenger RNA, 1259 nt
Organism: Linum trigynum
Lineage: Eukaryota; Viridiplantae; Streptophyta; Magnoliopsida; Malpighiales; Linaceae
Source: the annotation of a GenBank genome assembly